This is a messenger RNA of Halichondria panicea, 1715 nucleotides long. RefSeq lists its product as uncharacterized. The record is from RefSeq and is a predicted model, not a curated record. The coding region runs from base 1 to 1197 and encodes 398 amino acids. NCBI's taxonomy places the organism in Eukaryota, Metazoa, Porifera, Demospongiae, Suberitida, Halichondriidae. The transcript has 2 exons.
AUGGCCUGGGCACAAAAUUGCAAGUGUCCUCUCUAUUUAGCUCUAUGCUGCGCUGAUACCGUGAAAGAAGGGCCUAGGAACAUGAGUUCGAGUGUAAGCAACUUGUACAACUACAGCCUGUAUACCAUAGAGAAAGAUGGCAAAACCGUGAAGCUCAAACCAUCACAGCUAACUACUCAAGUUAUUGGUAAAGUGUUUGGACUGUUCCCCGAUUCCAUUAUUUUGAUUUCUGACGAUGGGUUUGUGGAAACACCAGACCAUGAGGGAAAGUUUCUUGAUGUAGAUGACCUAUCAAAGUGGGUUGUGAACGGGGAUUCGCUCAAGGCAGAUGGUUUGCCUCAAGACCAGCAAGUAGCCUCUUUCUCUUACCAGCCUCCUUCACAAGCAACAUCACAAGCAACAUCACGAAAAAGAGGACGACCGCCAAAAUGGAGUCCAAAGUUCACGUCAGCCUUGCUAGGUGCAAGCUCUGCCUCAGGACAGAAGCCACCUGGAGUUCGAGCUCGAGCUGAACCGAGUGUUGAUGGUGCAGGCCCUUCCACAAUGUCUUCAAGUUCUAGCAGCCGUCCCGAAUGGAGAAAGUAUAUUGAGGUGUGCAAAUGGAAUGAAGCUGAUAAACAAUGGAAGAAAGUGAGCAAUGUCCCCAUCGACCUUUCUGAGGAAAUUGCCAGCGUUCCAAAUGUGUCGAAGAUGGUUAGUGACGAGCUAUUCAAUGGUGAAGAAUGCGUACUUAUGGACAUAGACUACCUGAAGAUACCGAAUACUUCUACUACUCGAGGAUCAAGGUUUUGGAAAACCUCCAAACGUAUUCGAGCCGUUAGAAAAUCUGAAGUAAAGAAAGGAAGGGUUAUUUCCUUGGACUCGAGCUCUGAUAGUGAUUUUGAUUUUGCCCCACAGCACAGAGCAAAAAAAAUGUCUCUACCAUUGGCACCAUCUUCCCUAGGCACUAUGGAUAAAACUGUAUUCGAAUGCCUCGUAUGCAAGUCUCAGACAUCAUUCCCAGCUGUGGUGUCUCCCUGUUGUAAUGUUAUUUUGGGGUGUGAGGUGUGUGUGGCACAAUGGCUGGAGGCCCAGUCAACCUGCCCACAUUGUCGUGCCUCUUUGACUCUCAAGGACUGCCCAAAGUUACCCCUUGUAAGAAGCUUCCAAGAAUUUCUUCGAAAGCAUACGCCUUCUCCAUUGUCAAGCUCUGACUAAUGAACAUUUAUUGGUGAACUUGUAUCCCUGUUGUGUUUUCAUCAAGAGUAUAUGUAUACUCUUGUUUCAUGCAUUUAUUCUUAUUCUUAUUCUUAUUCUUGUUAUUAUUAUUAUUAUGUGAACUUCACAGCCUUUCAACUGAAACGGGCUAACAAUUUUGAGCACUGCGGGGGAUGUGUAGAUAUGUAAGCAAGAUUGAACCUUGCAUAAUUAUAAGAUAGCCAAACUCUUAUAGACAUUGUGACAAAGUCCCAGACCUGGCUGGAAACCGUUGCAUGGUCUUUUCUCUCCCUAUAACUCUUUCCUUGGCAAUCUGUUGUAGAAAUUACAACAAUGGGUAAGGAAUCGUUAUGAUGAAUUAGAUGAAGUUGUAUGUGAGCUCCUCCCUGACAAACAAACUGUAGUCUAGGUAACCGCCUUAUCAGUCAAGUAGGCUAAAAAUCUGUGUCCUUUGAUGUAAGCUUUGAUGUCUCUUUGUGCAUAUGUAGUUAUAAAAAAAAAAAAAAAAAAAAAAGAAA